Messenger RNA from Linum tenue, 1208 nucleotides. Lineage: Eukaryota; Viridiplantae; Streptophyta; Magnoliopsida; Malpighiales; Linaceae. The record is from the annotation of a GenBank genome assembly.
CAUGGGCUUCCACAAUCGUGACUGCAAAAUAGACCCGGCUCGUCAACGUCGUCCACCUACAACUUUUUCUAGGUUUCAGCUUCGGGAUCUGUAAUCAGUAAUCCCCUGUUUGUCUCCUUAGAAAACGAGAGAGAAAGAGAAAGAUUAUCAGAAUCAGCGUAGCGAGAAGCUAGAAAGGCGAGAUCGAAGAUGUAUGGAUUCUCGGCAAUUCGGAGCAAGGAUCUAGGGAAAGAGCCAGAUCUCGAGGCCGGCAACGGCGAGACUCUGUAUCCAGGUCUAGGUCUCGGCGAGAACCAGCUCCGAUGGGGUUUGAUCCAGAAGGUUUACGGCAUCCUCGCCGCUCAGCUGGUCAUCACCACCAUCGUCUCCUCCGUCACCGUCCUCUACGCUCCCGUCAAUGAGCUCCUUAGGGGAAGCCCCGGUCUCCUCUUGUUCCUCUGCGUCGUCCCCUUCAUCCUGAUGUGGCCUCUUCACAUCUACCACCAGAAGCACCCAGUCAACCUGAUCGUGCUUGGCCUCUUCACCAUUUCUCUCAGUUUCCUGGUUGGCGCAAGCUGUGCUAACACAGAUGGGAAAAUCGUGCUGGAAGCAUUGAUCCUGACCUCUGCCGUGGUCUGCUCUCUGACUGUCUACACCUUCUGGGCCGCCAAGAGAGGCAUGGACUUCAGCUUCAUGAGACCCAUUUUGUUCACCAGCCUCAUGAUCCUCGUACUCACAAGCUUCAUCCAGGUGUUCUGCCCACUUGGUUCGACCUCCACUGCAGUCAUUGGCGGGAUCAGUGCACUGGUAUUCUCGGGAUUCAUCGUCUACGACACCGACAACUUGAUCAAGCGAUACACUUACGACCAGUACAUCCUGGCCUCCGUCGCCCUCUACCUCGACAUCCUCAAUCUGUUCCUCACCAUCCUGCGCGUGCUCAGGCAGGGAGACAACUAAGUAGAAGCUUGUACAUAAAAGAGCACCAUUCUCUUUCUCUAUUCGAAACUUGUUGAGCAAAUGUCCACUUCUUAUCGAUCCUCCUCUCUUGUAAUUGUCGCUAUAACACACUCUUUCUCAUCGGUGCUGCUUUGUGAUUUCCUCGGAUUUACAGUGUUAAAAGUAAAUUCCCCCAUUCCGUCUUGUCAAACAGCUGUAGAUGAAUUGUUAUUACCUUUCGAAUCCUGUGUUGCUCAAUGAAUAACCCGAAUCCUAUGUGAUUUAUCUGGAAA